AUGCCCUUGAUUGAAGAAAUUACUGAAGAAGAGGCAGUUGUAAUUGAAAAGCCAAAACAAGUGAAGAUUGAAAUUGUAGAUAAGGAAUCACAUGUGGAUGAUACUGAACCAUCAGAUGUAGUGGAACCUCCUCUGGUAGACAACGAUGCACAAAAUGGAGACCAAGAAAAUGGAAAGAAGUCAGAGGAAGAUGAUGUUAAAGACAAGGAAGAUGAAAAGGAAGGUGAAAAGAAGGAUGGUGGAGAUGGAGAUAAGACAGAAAAAAAGAAAGAUACUUCAAGCGAUUCAUCAAAAAGUAACAGCAAAAAUGAUUGGCCAAGAUUGACAAAGGCAUUUCUGAAGCAGCAUUGUAAGGAUUUGAAGCUGUAUCUCACCCCAGCGUUGAAUGACGUUCUAUACCUCCAUUACAAAGGUAUCUUUGAGAUUGAGGCUCUUGAGGAGUACACAGGUCUCAAGUGUCUUUGGUUAGAAGUAAAUGGGAUCAAAAAGAUUCAGAAUCUGGACAACCAGGUGAAUUUACGCUGCCUGUUCCUGCAGCAGAAUCUGAUAGAUCGCCUGGAGAACCUAGAGCCAUUACAACAACUGGAUACUCUUAAUGUCAGCCACAAUGUCAUCCGUAAGAUUGAGAAUCUAGCCUGCCUGCCUGUCCUGAACACCCUGAACAUAUCACACAACAAAUUGAGUUCAGUGGAAGCCCUCGAACACCUAGCCGAGUGUGACAAUCUCAGUGUCCUUGAUCUGUCCCACAAUGCCAUUGAAGACACUGCUGCUAUUGAUGUUUUUGAGAAGAUGAAGUCCCUAAAAGUUUUGAACUUGAUGGGAAACGGAAUUAUCAGGAACAUCAAGAACUACAGAAAAACAUUAAUCGUUAAAAUUAAAAACCUGACUUACUUGGAUGAUCGCCCUGUUUUCCCCAAGGACAGAGCUUGUGCAGAGGCAUGGGACAGAGGUGGUGUGGAGGCUGAGCGUGAAGAAAGAGAACUGUGGAUCAACAGGGACAGAAAGAAGAUACAGGACAGUGUAGAUGCCAUGUUAGGAAUGCGUAAGCGUGGAGAGGCCAAACGGAUCCAAAGGGAGCGUGAUGCAGCUGGGCUGGAAGGCAAGGUGGAUGUGGAGAGUGUGGAUUGGCUUACUGGUACAUACCGACUGGAGGGUAGUACAGAGGUUUUAAGGCAGAAGGAAGAAGAUGAUAAGGAGGAAGGAGAUGAUAAGGAGGAAGAGGGUGAUGGUGAUGACACUGAAGAAACCCCUGUUAUAUGUGGAAAGCCGCCUGUGUCAGAAAAGGGAAUCUUUUCUACUGAGAAACCUAAGUCUAAGGAUGGAAGCAAACAUCUAUUUAUCACUGAAGAUAAAGAUGACUUGGAUCAGGAUGAAGAUGAGGAGGAUGUACCCGACUUAGAAGAUGUAGAGGUGGAGGAACAGUUAGUGCCCCAGGAGACUAAGAAAACUUACAAACCAAAGAUUGAAAUGAUGAAUGAGGAAGAGGAGGAUACAAAACAAGAUGGCGGUUCUACACGAUUGUUGAUAGAGGAAGUUCCAACACAGGCCUCACAACCAGAAACACCAACAGGUCAGGAUUCUACACGAUUGUUGAUAGAGGAAGUUCCAACACAAGCCUCCAAGCCAAAAACACCAACAGGUCAGGAUUCUACACGAUUGUUGAUAGAGGAAGUUCCAACACAGGCCUCACAACCAGAAACACCAACAGGUCAGGAUUCUACACGAUUGCUGAUAGAAGAAGUUUCCUCCACAGUACAAACAAAUAUAGGCUCUAGUAACAUGUCAUAUGAGGCGACGCAGGACAAGCAUUCACAAGAACUCCUUACCAACCUCAACAAAAUAGACACUAGCGCAGUCAAAAAGUUGGGAUCUAUACAAUUCACAGAAGAGGAGAAGAAAAACAUGAGUAAAAAGACAAAAGAAGAGAAAAUUAGUGACUUAGCUGCCAAUGCUGGUACUACAGAUAGUAAAGCUGAUGUCAUUAACAAACUGUUGUGGAAUGAUUCAGAACUUGAUUAA
This is a messenger RNA of Ylistrum balloti, 2019 nucleotides long. Its product is annotated as dynein axonemal assembly factor 1-like. Gene Ontology annotation, molecular function: protein binding. NCBI's taxonomy places the organism in Eukaryota, Metazoa, Mollusca, Bivalvia, Pectinida, Pectinidae. Bases 1 to 2019 code for a protein of 672 amino acids. The transcript has 14 exons. The record is from RefSeq and is a predicted model, not a curated record.